CCUAUGGCGCUGUUAAAACAUAAAUUGCCCUUGACGCCCAGACAGUGGCUGCUCUUGAGAUUAUCCAUCUGUUACGCUCCUACACCUUGCGUUUUCCACAAUUGUCGCCGUCACUUCACCACUAUGGAUCUCUAUCCUUGCGCAAACCGAUACAAGCACGGCGUCGACUGCCCCGUCUGGGUGUACGUGCACAACGCUCGCUGCGAAGACUGCGUUGUGUACAACCGAUAAGUCAGUACUUUUACGUAAGGUGGCCGAGGGGCGGAAAUACGAAUAGGCAACGAGACGGGUGGGGACUAAGAUGACACGACCCAAGAACAAAACUGGACCAGGGAAACGCCCCACAGGGCACCUGGCGGUUAUGGACAAUGCUCUUGAAGCAAGAGUGGUAAUCAUAGGCAACGUUGCAUUAAGGCUCAGUGCUUCGACGAGGAUGCCAUUACCCAAUCAAAAGAACACAGACGUGAUUUGCGUACAGUAAAGCCCGGGGCUCCAAGGGACCGCCUAGGACGCCUACGGAAAACUUUGCAAGCUGGUGGGGGCGGCUAAGGGGGAAAAGUUCAAGCCUGACCACUCCAUUUCUCUGCUGACAAUGACUUGGCAUUUCCACAUGAAAUAAUCCCUCCCGCUUGGCAAAACGGAUUGAGUACGAGCAUGGCAAGUGAGUGGACAACGUGAGUUGUUGGAAGUCAACGGAAGCCUGAGUUUUGAAUGUGUUAGAGGCUCAGAUGCAACCGAACCCAUUUGCAACGCGGCUUAAAAUAAAUAUUUCAGUUUUGGAUACUGCACUCUAGGCCAGGAGCUAAACCGUCAAUUGAUCGGCAAUGAUGUCAGGUUGGCCACGAUAGAGAGGCACACGAGUCGGAAAACCGGGAACAGAAUCUUGGCGAUCUUGGCAGUCCCCGAGGCAUAUAGCACCCUGCCGUGCCCCGUCCUUGACAAUACAUAGCUUCCCCGA
Molecule: messenger RNA, 958 nt
Organism: Colletotrichum destructivum
Lineage: Eukaryota; Fungi; Ascomycota; Sordariomycetes; Glomerellales; Glomerellaceae
Exons: 2
Coding region: 4-231 (75 amino acids)
Source: RefSeq, a predicted model, not a curated record